Molecule: messenger RNA, 2199 nt
Organism: Myripristis murdjan (pinecone soldierfish)
Lineage: Eukaryota; Metazoa; Chordata; Actinopteri; Holocentriformes; Holocentridae
Gene: ccz1
Product: CCZ1 homolog, vacuolar protein trafficking and biogenesis associated
Exons: 17
Coding region: 219-1661 (480 amino acids)
Biological process (GO): vesicle-mediated transport
Cellular component (GO): intracellular membrane-bounded organelle; Mon1-Ccz1 complex
Source: RefSeq, a predicted model, not a curated record
UGCACUUGUGACACUCCGCUGUCAAAAGCAGGAAGUUCAGAAUGUGAAGUGUAUGCGGCGUCUCCCCCUCAUUGAUCUCAUCUCUUCCACCUUUCUGUUCAUUCGCGGUGACUCUCACCACAAGUAUCUGCGGCUGUCUCGCUUCUACAGUAUGAGGCACACGGCAUGCUAACCAAACUUUCUUGGGAACAAACUAAAUCCAGACACAAGCUACACUGAUGCUGAUGAUAAGUCCCAGAAUGGCCACAGGAAUGCAAGAGAAACAGUACACGCCAUCUCUGCUAAGUUUCUUCAUUUAUAACCCCUCGUUUGGACCGCGUGAGGGAGAGGAGGAGAAGAAGAUCUUGUUUUACCAUCCCUGUGAUGUGGAGAAGAAUGAGAAGAUCCGUAAUGUCGGCCUCUGUGAAGCCAUCGUACAGUUCACCAGAACAUUCUGUCCGACAAAACCAGCAAAAUCUCUGCACACACAGAAGAACAGACAGUUUUUCUUUGAGCCCGAAGACAAUUUCUGGAUAGUCAUGGUGGUUCGAAACCCAAUGAUAGAGAAACCAAACAAAGAUGGUAAACCUCCCACUAUAGAGUAUCAGGAAGAGGAAAUACUUGACACUGUUUAUGGUGCAGUGUUAAGGCAAUGCUACAGCAUGUACAAGCUCUUCAACGGCACGUUUGGCCGAGCGAUGGAGGCAGGCGGAGUGGAGCUGCUCACUCAGAAGCUCGAAAAGUUCUUCUACAGGUAUCUACAGACUCUCCACCUGCAGUCCUGUGACCUGCUCGAUGUGUUUGGUGGCAUCAGCUUCUUCCCACUGGACAAAAUGACCUAUCUGAAGAUCCAGUCGUUUGUCAACAGAGUAGAGGAGAGCCUCAGCCUGGUCAAAUACACAGCCUUCCUGUACAACGACCAGCUCAUCUGGAGUGGACUGGAACAGGAUGACAUGAGGAUCUUGUACAAGUACUUGACCACCUCACUGUUUCCCAGGCACUCUGAACCAGAGUUGGCGGGCAGGGACUCUCCUCUGAGGCCGGAGGUCGCUGGCAAUCUGUUGCAUUAUGGGAGGUUUCUGACAGGACCUGCCAAUCUUAAAGAUCCAGAGGCCAAAUUUCGAUUUCCCAAAAUAUUUGUCAACAAAGAGGACAGCUAUGAGGAGUUGCAUCUCAUUGUUUAUAAGGCGAUGAGUGCUGCAGCUUGUUUCAUGAUCAGUGCCUCGGUGGAGCUGACCAGGGAAUUCUGUGAGCAGCUGGACAGCUUGGUGGGCCCCCAGCUUACCUUGUUGGCAUCUGACAUAUGUGAACAGUUCAACAUUAACCGCAGGAUAUCAGGGCCAGACAAGGAGCCUCAGUUCAAGUUUAUCUACUUCAACCACAUGAAUCUGGCAGAGAAGAGCACCAUCCACAUGAGGAAAACAGCCAGUGUUUCCCUCACCUCCGUCCAUCCUGACCUCAUGAAGAUCCUGGGAGACAUCAAUUGUGACUUUGCCAGGGUCGAUGAAGAUGAAGAAAUCAUUGUAAAAGCGAUGACAGACUACUGGGUAGUCGGCAAGAAGUCAGACCAGAGAGAGUUGUACGUCAUUUUGAACCAGAAGAAUGCCAAUCUGAUCGAAGUAAACGAGGAAGUUAAGAGGCUUUGUGCGACGCAGUUCAACAAUAUAUUCUUCUUGGACUGAUGGAGGGAGGAAAGGACAACAACCAAGACUGUUUCACCACAUUAAAAACUGUCACUGCUGCAGGGUGUCAUGACAGAAUCAGCAAAAUGCAAUAAAUGCAUUGUAAAAAGACAAAAAGAAAAAGAAAAAGAAAAAAUUUACACCAUGUUUUCCCCAAGGUUUUUAUUUAACCGAUACAAAUUGUAAUUUUCUCUUGUAAUUACUUGUACAAAUCCAGAUUUUUACUGUACAUGUACUUAAUUUCUCUUUCUUUGUACAUACAUUGUCUUGUAGGAUGUUGCCAGCUGUUAAUUUUGCUUUCUUAUAAAUGACAUCAUUUGUUCAUGCUGUUUUUUUUUUUUUUUUUUUUUUUUUUUUAUGGAUACAUCCUGACAGUGUCUCAACAUUAAUUUAAAAAGAACUAUACACUCUUUUUUUCCCCUGUCAGGUUCCAUUGAUUAUCAGUAAUAGUUUUGAAAAAUGAUGUCACCAUGUCAGAAGUAUUGUGGUUUGUAAACAGCUGCCCUAACUUUAAAUAAAUUAAAAAGUUCUAAUUUUA